AUCGUGGUGCUGAGGCUUUUGCAAACCAAAAAUGUCUGCCUAAGGGAAACUCGUAACUGAUAUAUAUAGAGGAUAUUUCACCCAGGUAUUGCUGUUUAAACCCACAUUUUGCUCUUCCGAGGCGUGUUGCAAGAAAGCGGGUCUUCACCAGAUCACCCUAGUCGGGAUUUUAAUCGGAAAAAAGGUUUCUAGAUCGCCAGGAUGAAUCCUCAGCAGCGGAUUGCCGCUCUCGGAACAGACAAGGAAUUAAGUGACCUGCUGGAUUUCAGUGCGAUGUUCUCUCCACCUGUAAGUGGAGCGAAGAACAGGCCCACCACACUUGGAAGCAGUCAGUUCACUGCGUCAGGUAUGGAUGAGCGGACCAACCAAGCGUCUUGGGCCCCAGGUGGCGAGUCCAGUCCCUCCUAUGAGUCCUCCCGGGGUUUCGCUGACAGCCCUCAUUACGGCGAUCAUUUGAGUGACAGUAGAUUAGUGUCCCAUGAAGGAUUGUCCCCAACACCUUUCAUGAACUCGAACAUAAUGGGUAAAUCGGAGAGGGCUCCGUUUCCCGGCUAUGGGAGGAAUGCUGGAGCACCUAGCUGCCAGUCUUCUUCUGUAAGAUCGGACGUAGCGUUGGCGAGUCCUAGUCCAGUGACUCCAUCAGGGAAGUCAGCUGCUCCUUUCUACUCCUUCACUGCAGCCAAUCCUAGAAGACGUCCUCUGCAAGAUCCUCCAUCUGUCGAUCCUCUACAAACAAAAAAGGUUCGCAAGGUCCCUCCUGGCCUGCCUUCAUCUGUGUACGCACCAUCUCCAAACUCAGAAGACUUCAACAGAGAUUCACCUUCUUACUCGUCUCCUAAACCCUCCAGCAGUAUGUUUGCAAGCACUUUCUUUGAUGGUACCCACAGUUCGUCUGACCCUUGGAACUCGUCCAAUGGGAUGAGUCAGCCAGGCUAUGGGGGAAUGCUCGCUGGAUCUUCAUCUCACAUGCCACAGUCAGGAAACUACAGCAGCCUGCACUCACACGACCGUUUGAAUUACCCCGCACACUCAGUCUCUCCAGACAUCAAUGCCAGUCUUCCUCCCAUGUCCAGCUUCCACCGAAGCAACACCAGCACUUCGCCAUUCGUCACUGCAGCGCACACCCCGUCCGUCAACACGGCCGAUGGGGUCAUGGCUGCUGCAAAUCGGGGGAACGCCACUGGAAGCUCACAGACUGGAGAUGCACUGGGCAAGGCUUUAGCCUCGAUUUACUCACCUGACCACACUAGCAGUAGUUUUCCAUCCAACCCGUCGACACCUGUGGGUUCUCCUUCACCUCUGACAGCCACAGCAGGUGCUGCCUCAGCAGGUACCGUGGUGACUGCUGCCGGUACCCCGUCUGGAAGGCCAGGUACCAACCAGUGGCCCCGUGCUGGUGGACAGACCCCCUCCUCUCCAAAUUAUGAGAACUCCCUUCACUCACUGAAAAACAGAGUUCAUCAGCAGUUACAUGAGCAUCUCCAGGAUGCCAUGUCUUUCUUAAAGGAUGUCUGCGAGUCGCGAAUGGAGGAUCGUCUGGACAGACUGGAUGAUGCAAUCCUUGUUCUGAGGAACCAUGCAGUGGGCUCCACCGCCAGUCUGCCCAGCGACAUACACACUCUGCUGGGACAGGCACAAAAUGGGCCAAUAGCAGCCCUUGGAGCAAACUUCCCCGCCUCUGCAUUGGUCCCAAGUCGGACAGCAGCGAUGCAGGGUGGUGCCCACACUGACGAUGCUGCCAGCCUGAACAAUAACCACGGAGGCCUGCCCAGUGCCGGCUCCACUUCCAGCACAGAACUCAACCACCAGGUGGAAACAUUCAGAGGUCUUGCUUCAGCCCUGGCUGGCCAGGUGCCCGCCACACUGGAGCUGAAGGUGGAGAAACAAGACAAGGAUGAAAUGAAUGAUAACCUCUCCAAUGAGGACAAGUCAGAUGACGAGAGCGACAGAAGAGAUAUGAGAACACCCAGAGCAGGCACACGCACAAGUUCUUUCUCCCACAGUAUCACUGAAGACGAGGACCUGAACCCAGAGCAGAAGGCUGAGCGUGAGCGCGAAAGGAGGAUGGCUAACAACGCCCGUGAACGCCUAAGGGUGCGAGACAUCAAUGAGGCCUUCAAGGAGCUUGGUCGCAUGUGCCAGCUGCACCUGAAAAGCGAGAAGCCCCAGACUAAACUGCUCAUCCUCCAUCAGGCUGUGGCCGUCAUACUCAACCUGGAGCAGCAAGUCAGAGAGCGGAAUCUGAACCCCAAAGCAGCCUGCCUUAAGAGGAGGGAGGAGGAGAAAGUGUCUGGGGGCUCCGGUGACACCCAACAAGCCCACACGGGGGUCCAUCCAGGCCUGACUGACACAUCUAACCCCAUGGGCCAUCUCUGAGUAGCAGAUCAAAGUGAUCCACAUCAUUUCUGUCCCGUUUGAGUCGGUGACCUUGCUUCCCAGUGACAGACAGGACUCACAGUUUGUGACACCAAUCGGAGGAGACAGACCACUUGAAGCAAAACUACGAGACUAACACAAUCCAAUCCUAAAAGACUGAAGAGGAGCAAAGUGUCCAGCUCCCUGUGACCAGUUUCCAUCUGCAAAUUACUCCCCACAAUGAAAAAAAAAUCUUCAGCACAUAUCACUGUCUGCAAGAAGUGUUGUUGCUUCUGAACAAUCAGAGACUUCGCAAUCUCCUCCAACCGUACGUGGAAAUUGCCUUGUGCCUAAACUGAAUUGACGAAUGCAUUGUAACAGCAAUUGUUUUGUUUUCUUGUCUGUUUCUUUUUUUUUCCUAUUUAUUAUGUUAUUGAGCUAUAAAGUGUAUGUCUAAAGGGAAAGUUGAGUAAAUUCAAAGAGAAGUAUGCAGCUUUUCAGUCGAUCUAUAGUUUGCCAGUGUCACCGUUAAAACUGAGAACUCCCUGGUAAUUCUUCGGUGAGUCCGAGAUGGAGGGGAAAAGAUUAAUUUAGUGGCCAGUGUAGAGUGAUAUUUAUACCCAACUGAAAAUGAUCAUUAGCUGUUAGAAAUGAAGAUGCGAGUGCCCCAUUUAAAAAUGAAAAAGAGGAUAUAUUAUUUAUAUUUAUAUUUAAUUCAGCCACUGACCACGUGUAACCAAAACUACCUAUGUGUUUGUUUCUGUGUAGUUUAGAUCUGUGCUUCUGACGAGCAGAAUAAUACUGUCGGCCCGACUACGUUAGCGUCAAAGAUAUUGUCUGCAGAGGUGACAGACGAACGGCAAACUCUAGGUUUACUGAAAGCUCAAAUGUAGUUGUGUUUUUUUUUCCUCAGUAGUGAGCAGUGAAAAUACAGAGAGCAAACUAUUUGCAAACCUUAGCAUUCCCUGCAUAUUUUUAGUGUCUUAACUGAAGGAACAGGGGACUUCAUUGCCCUUCCCUUUGCCAUAUAGUGUUAAAUGUAAGCAGUGACAUAUUUUUGCAGAUUCCUGUCUUUGUUUAGCCUCCUGACAGUUACACGCUCCUGACGUCAGCACAGAAGUGGCUUGUUUUGUUUUUAUUUUAUGGUCCUUUUUCCCGCCACAAGCUAAUCAGAGAUCGCUUGAUUAAGACAUAGUUUAAAGACGACGACGACCACACUUUCUCCUGGCCUGAUGAACACAUCACUUCAUUUUCUUUUCUGUUAAUAUCUCAAGACGUGAAAUUUCAAACGCAGUUAUUCUGAGUACAAUUUUUUAGUUAUGCUUAUUUGUGUUAUAACAGGUAAUUUUCUUUAGGCUUCCAGCAUUAUAAUGUCCAGUUACAGUCAGUGGAGAGGAACCUCUAAGUUAUUUUUCAAUAAUGUUUUCAAUCCAAGCCGUGAUAUACUCAAUACAAUAAGCCAGAGUAGAUAUGUCAUGAAUUAUGUUGAAUAUCAUAGAACUGUAGCACAAUAAUGAACAAAAGCAGUUAACAGGAUUUUUUUUAUGUUUCGAGACAUUGUUCAUGGCUUUAUUUUGUUUUCCCUAUCAGUGUGCAUGCUUUACGUUUGUCUUUGGUCUUAAGACUUGCUUUAUAUUCCAUUUAUUUCUUUGUAUAUUGUCUUCUGUCAUUAUCUACACCUUAAACAAGGCUGCCACAUUCAGAAUAACUAUUCUGUACAAAAAAGGGACUUAAAUUACAAGACAUGAUGCCACACCAAGAGUUUACAUUGAAGUUUUUUGAUUUAAAAACUUUGUUUUUCCGGGGGAAAAAAAACCUUGAGCAUUUCUGUGUAUUCUCUGACUGAAUGUGGCCUUGUUCUUCAUUUCAGUAUUCAUGAGUUUGUAUUCAUGUUGGCAGACUUUGAUUGAGGGUAUAAUGUAUGUCACUUCCUGCUCUUUUUUAUUUUAUUUUUCCUGUUCUUCCUAUAUUUCUUUGCUCCUCUGUUUGCCAAGUUAGACUUUGCUGUAAUCCCAGAUGCUUUCCCUUGUAUAAUAUAUGAGAAAAAAAAGAAAAUCAAAAGGAAAAAAAAAACAUUUGGCUUAUUUUUCACUGUAGUUAGUCUUUUAUACAAUAAUACUGUAAGAAUAUUUCUUGAAUUCUAAAUAUUACUCUUUCUAGAUUUUUGAAAGCAAAAGUUUUGAGUAAAAAGUUUCUUACUUUAUUUUACUAUAUUAGAUAGUAAAACGUACGGUUAUUUACAAUAGCCUGUCCAUUAUUACAGUAAAUUUAAAAAUGGUAUCUCAAGAACAUAGCUGAAUUGUUGCUCGUAGCGCUAGUACUUCAAAAGGCUUUGUACGAGCUCCAGAUUCCUAAAACUUUGACCGCCAUCUUAUUCUCCAGUCUCUCGUUGUUGAUUGAUAAACAAUUUGUUCUUGUGUCAAACGAAAAGGUAUUGUCGAUACACAUCAAAAAAGAAACAAACAAACAAAAAAAAAGACUGCGGCAACGAGCAUUUGAAUUUUCUGUCUUUUUCAACAGAAAAACACAAUGUAUAUAACAUUUAUGUUGCAAUAAAUGUGCCAUCUUUUUUUAAAAUCAAUUGUAUGUGCAUUUAUUUCUCUCACCCAGCAAACACAUCUGUUUCUGUUUCUGCUCCAUAUUUGCAUUUUCUGCUCUCCAUAAAGUUUUAUUUUAUGAAAAAGGCACAGGAAGGAUGAAGUAGGACGAGCUCAGAAACACGGGGAUUAAUUUAGACUUCCUUAUUGUUUUUUUGUUUUUUAAGACAUUUCUACAGUGGAUUUAGGCCAAAUGAGUGUUUUAUAGUAUGUAACUCAUUUUUGAAAAUAAUACCAGUGGACCAUUGUAGUCUGUAUGAAAAGUACUAUGGAUAUAUGUUUCUAUUUUUAAUAAAGUGUGAUAGCAGCGUA
This is a messenger RNA of Epinephelus lanceolatus (giant grouper), 5264 nucleotides long. RefSeq names its product transcription factor 12 (gene tcf12). Gene Ontology annotation, molecular function: RNA polymerase II cis-regulatory region sequence-specific DNA binding; DNA-binding transcription factor activity, RNA polymerase II-specific; protein dimerization activity. Gene Ontology annotation, biological process: regulation of transcription by RNA polymerase II. NCBI's taxonomy places the organism in Eukaryota, Metazoa, Chordata, Actinopteri, Perciformes, Serranidae. Gene Ontology annotation, cellular component: transcription regulator complex; chromatin. The record is from RefSeq and is a predicted model, not a curated record.